Messenger RNA from Selaginella moellendorffii, 995 nucleotides. RefSeq lists its product as uncharacterized. Lineage: Eukaryota; Viridiplantae; Streptophyta; Lycopodiopsida; Selaginellales; Selaginellaceae. The transcript has 2 exons. The coding region runs from base 57 to 950 and encodes 297 amino acids. The record is from RefSeq and is a predicted model, not a curated record.
UGCGGUGAGGUCUCGGGUUCGAGUCCUGGGAAGUGACGAGAUUUUCUCGUCUGGCUAUGGCGGUGGCGGAGGCGCGCAAGCUCGAUCCGGAAGAGCUGUGGAAAUGGAUGGACGAUUUCCACUGGCAGAACUUCCACGGCAUCUGGGUCAACUGGCGCAUCGAUGGGAGCUCUGCCUGCGACCCCGCCAAGGUGUAUCGCAGCAUCAGGUCAUUCCAGUCCCAUGCCGACGAUCGCUCGGUCGUCUUGCACAAGAACGAUUGGUACGACCCCAGGGGCGGCAACAGGGAUUGGAUGCUUGGCCCGUGGCUCAUCAAUCGCCAGGAUCACUGCGGCGCCGAUGGGAUCAUCCAUCCCGCGGUUCCAUCGUCGCGGACGCUCAUCUUUCCAAACGGAGACCUUGGCUGGCUGCCGCUGGAGAUUGAUUUCCCCCGCAAGCCCGUGCCAUCCGAGGUCCAUUUCAUGCUUCCAGGCAAGGAGGGGAGAGCGGCGAUCAUCUUUAGCUACAGUACCGAUGGAUCGGUCUCAGCAUCUCAGAUUCUCGAGGAGUCCAGAGAUUCGGGCGAGCGCCCGGGAGAUUCAUGGCACGGGAGCGUCUGGAAGCACGAACUCGCCACCGUUCCUCUGGAGCCGAGCCGGGAGGAGCCGCGCGGGGAAUUCGUAGGCCAGGAGAUGACGUUGUUUCCCUGCGAUCUGACACUGGAGACAAGAGGAGGAGUAGCCUGGGGAGGAUUCAAGAGCGCUUGCGACGAAGAACACGCCUCCGUGGUCCAUAUGCCCUAUGGAUUCACGGCUUGCGUGCCAAGAAAGGUGAAUCCUGGCCAAGAAUUCGCGUGCCUGGUGAAUUGGGUAGUGAGCGCGGAUGAAGUGAGGAGGAUCUCGUGGAAGUAUUCGGCGGAAGGGAAGCUCGAUCACAUCAAAUCGGCAAGCUUCCACCCUGUGAAGACCUAAAACAGAGUAGUUUAAAAUUUAAAAUUUUAAAAAUUUGCGGGAAAA